UUGGCUCCUGAAAGCAGAGCUCGCCAGAGCCAUGGCCCCAGGACUGCUUCUGGCCCUCACCCUCUGGGCCAGCUCCUUGCCCUGCGGUGGGCGAGAAGCAGCUCCCACCCAGCCCAGGGUGCGGUGCAGGGCCUCUAGGUACCCGAUCGCCGUAGACUGCUCCUGGACCCUGCCACCCGCACCUCCCAAUUCCACCAGACCCACGUCCUUCAUUGCCACGUACAGGCUUGGUGUGGCUGCCCACGGGGAGAGCCAGCCCUGCCUCCAGCCCACACCAGAGGCCACCAGCUGCACCAUCCCAGAUGUCCAGAUGUUUUCCAUGGUGCCCUACGUGCUCAACAUCACAGCCAUCCACCCCUGGGGUGUCAGCAGCAGCUUUGUGUCCAUUGUCCCAGAGCAUAUCAUCAAGCCAGACCCUCCGGUAGGUGUGUACCUGAGGCCCCUCCCUGGGCAGCGGCUGUGGGUACAAUGGGAACCCCCCCAGUCCUGGCCCUUCCCAGAGGUCUUCUCACUCAAGUACCGGAUCCGCUACAAGCGUCAUGGAGCUACCCGAUACCGCCAGGUGGGGCCCAUUGAAGCCACAUCCUUCACCCUCAAGGCUGUGAGGCCCCAAGCCAGGUACUGCAUCCAGGUGGCUGCUCAAGACCUCACCAACUAUGGGGAAUCCAGCGACUGGAGUCUCCCUGCCGCUACCUCGGUGACCCUGGGCAAGUAGUGGUUUCCCAGCU
Molecule: messenger RNA, 728 nt
Organism: Talpa occidentalis (Iberian mole)
Lineage: Eukaryota; Metazoa; Chordata; Mammalia; Eulipotyphla; Talpidae
Gene: EBI3
Product: Epstein-Barr virus induced 3
Exons: 5
Coding region: 32-715 (227 amino acids)
Biological process (GO): cytokine-mediated signaling pathway
Cellular component (GO): external side of plasma membrane; membrane
Molecular function (GO): cytokine receptor activity; protein binding
Source: RefSeq, a predicted model, not a curated record